AAAAAUACAAUCCGUCGGGCUCCGUGCGACAAUCACAUUUAUCGCCAGGGUCCAAAGGAUACUAACCACUAUCCGUGCAUUAGACCGGUUGCAAAGACAGCAAAGUUUCUCCGUGAAGAAUACUACCAUAACCCCCGCCUCCAAUAAGGAUCAUCUCUCUCACAACCAGUCAAAUCCAUCCUGGUGCCACGACCUGCGCUGUCAGAAACGCUGACACUGACAGUGGCAGGCAAGUCCGAUCCCAUCCCGUCUCUAAUCGGGCUACGAUCCACAGCCACCGAGUCUAUCUCAAACGUCCCACAACUCGGGCCAGUCCUACUGGCCAGCUGGCUUCUCCCGGCUGAACCCUGAAUAUCCACCCGUCAGCAGGGCUGUGUUGCUGCCGGUUUUCGCUGUUUUUACACGGUAACUUACAGUGUGAUUACCAGAGAAUGCUAUGAAAAGCAGCGUUGAAACUGACCAUCCCAUUAUUUAAGUAGGACUAUGACUGACAUCAUGGUAGAUGUGACUAUUACCUCCCAACCGAAGAAAUCCGAGUCAAGGGUUUAUGUCUGAACCUAUAACAGGGAAACGAGUUGUCUUUGUUGUCUUUGUCGUUGCCGACAACAUUGCCAUAGAGGGCAAGGAUCUGAAUAUGCCAAGCAACCAAGCAUCGACCAGCUGCAGGGUCAAUUCAUUGACGAGCAUUCAAUUACCCCACUGUCUUUUGUUUUUAUUUUCCUUUACCAUAUGCAAUUGCUCAUCGUUGAGGGGAUAUCAAGUGUCGCCUUGAUCUAUUCGGAUUGCGCCCCAGGCAGUUACAACUUAAAGGACAACCCCAGAUCCGAGAAUCACCCUUUGCGCCCGAAGGAUUGCACGCAAAUGAGCUAUCACAUACGGAGUAGUAGCGAAGAGCUUAACCUAGAAUCCUGCUUAGGUAUGUAAGUAGUUAGUACUGCAGUGACCAGCUGUCCCAAC
Molecule: messenger RNA, 957 nt
Organism: Aspergillus welwitschiae
Lineage: Eukaryota; Fungi; Ascomycota; Eurotiomycetes; Eurotiales; Aspergillaceae
Exons: 1
Coding region: 548-772 (74 amino acids)
Source: RefSeq, a predicted model, not a curated record